Molecule: messenger RNA, 5339 nt
Organism: Rattus norvegicus (Norway rat)
Lineage: Eukaryota; Metazoa; Chordata; Mammalia; Rodentia; Muridae
Gene: Tgap1l3
Product: GTPase activating protein testicular GAP1 like 3
Biological process (GO): signal transduction
Molecular function (GO): GTPase activator activity
Source: RefSeq, a predicted model, not a curated record
AACCAUAUAGUUUGCAGAAUGAGUAAUUUAUUACUAUCAUCAAAAUUCCAAUUUUUUAAAGAUAUAGGCAUUCAAAUUUUACUUGAUCUUACUAGGAUGGUCACAAUUCCCUGGUAUAUUAAUUACAUAAUUAAUUCUGAGAUUUAUAGAGUAUGUCCCAGGUUGUUUCAAUCACGUUAUUUUGCCUCUAGGCUUUACUCUAUAAAUUUACUAUACAAUAAUAACUGGUGUCCUCCUCUGUAUCCUUCAAAGCUGUCUGGCUUCAGUGUGUGGUGAUUUCUGAGUCUGUCAGAAAAGCACAUUCUAUGUUAAAGUCCCUUGUGAGUUUGUGUGUAUUCAAAUCUGAGUUUUACAGUGUUAAUGAAGUUUCCAUACUACCUUUUUCACAUGGAACCUUGACAGCCAAUCUUUGGGGCAGCAUAUGCAUUUCACAAUGUUUUAAAUCAAUAUUCCUCUUAUUAUACACAUAUCUACAUCUAUCUAUCUAUCUAUCUAUCUAUCUAUCUAUCUAUCCAUGUAUCUGUCUUCUAUCUCAUUUAUAUCAUACAGUUAUACCUACAUCUUCAUGUAUACUGAUAGUUGUGACAAUGUCAUUCAUUACAAACAAUUGUGCUUCCACCUAUGUUCAAAAAUAAUGUUUUAAAGCCACAGGGAGAGAAAAUAAACUGCACAUGCCACUCUUGCCCAAUGGCAUGAGCCUUAGAAUCUUGACAUCACAAUGUCCUUCAGCCUGACAACUACAGAAUCCUCCGACUUCAGUAGCUUACUGGCCACUGAAGGCACCAGUUCGGUGUUUAGAGGCAGGAAGGCGAACGAAAAUUUCACUUUCUUUGAUAAGUUCUUCACUGCAGGCUCUACUAAAAAGAAUGAGCAGGGCCCAGUAAAGAAAACAACAAAACAGAAAGCCACUCCAGUAUUACAGGUGGCGAUCUUUAUCAGGAGAAUUCAUUUUUUUCAACAUGGAAACUAUUGAGUCAGAAGAGGUGGGAGGAGUACAGCAACACGUGGUUUGCCAAGGCCCCGUGAUACUCAAAAGAGGCUGGAAAAGUAAUAAACGAUAUCUCAUCUUGCUCAAUAAUCUUUUGAUUGUAUCUAAUAGACAGAAAAGGAAAAAGUUUAAGAUAAAACAUGUCAUUCCAUUGACUCACCUGUGGCUUGGUGAUGAAGUGGACAUAUUCAGGACAGACAACAGCUCUGCUUCCAGGUCCAUUUACCUAUACUGGCCAAUGGGAAAUGCUGUGGCAACCUUUCGUUCCAUGGAACAGACUAUUUGGUGGUACUUCUUUCUACAAAGAUCCAUUCGUGAAGUCAAGAAGCAGAACAAAAUAGAUCUGUCCAUGCAGAUACUCACCGAGGACAUUGCAUGCUCUGACAGUCCUCUAUAUGUACCAGCAACAAACUUCGAUACGGGGAAUGACAUAAUCAGCAAGUUACUACCAAUGAUGACAAAACAUAACAUUGAAGAUUAUCAGCUGUGGUUCUGCCCUGGCCAUGGGAAACCUCCAAGACCACUCCAAGGGCAUGAGUAUCCACAUGACAUUAUGAUGAUAAAUGUUCAAAAGAACUUCAGUCCACAAGAAUUAAGAAAUUUUACAAGUAUAAAUUCCUUACCUCAGCUGUUCAAGAAAUAUCUAACAUCUGAUGCACAGGGGCAAUUCAUCUUAAAGCCCAGAGACUCAGAAAGAAUCCUGCAGGAAAAAAAUAUAAAUGGAAAAAAUCUUAAGAAACCAAAAACUUCUAUAAUAUCGUGGUGGCACAGGUGCUCUGUGCGCCACCAGGACCAAGUAUGCACUAGCCCACGAGUUAAUAAGGGAGGAAAACUGUUUGGAAGAGAACUCAGUUCCAUUUGUCAUGAUAACAAACUGCCCUCAGCAAUUCUGGACAUGCUGUCCCUACUAAAAAGGAAAGGGCCCACAACCAAGGGUGUCUUUACAGUAUCUCCGAGUGUAACCCUGUGCCAAACAGUAAAGGACAAAUUGGAUUCAGACGAAGAGGUGGAUAUAAACAAGCAAUCUGUGCAUGUAGUGGCCUGGAUCUUUAAGGACUUCCUACAAAACAUUGAAGGAAGUCUGAUGACUUCAAAGCUCUAUGAUGAAUGGAUUGCUGUAACCGAAAAGAUCAACGAGGAAGAGAAAUUAGCAGCAGUACAGAGUCUUUUAGAAAAACUGCCAACUGCAAAUGCUGCACUGCUGGGGCAAAUUUUUCAAAUUUUAUUUGAAGUUAAAAGUAACUCUUCGGUUAAUGGAAUGUCUUCUUACCAUCUGUCUUGUGGGAUAGCCUCAUGUCUCUUAUUCAUACCCAGCUCCUGCAAUAAUGGGGGGACAAAUGACAUUGCCAAAAAGAUAUCUCUGACAACAUUUAUGAUUGAAAAUGCUCGAAAACUAUUCGGGGAGGACUUGGUUGAGGUUUGGUAUGAAACAUCUCUAUUUCAUCCUCCCGGAGAGAUGUCCUCACAUUCCCAGAAUACUGCAACAAACACCAGCACCAUGAAGGAAAUAGAACGUGGACUCAGCAGCUGCCCCAGUGGCAAGACAUGCACUCCUGGCUAUGAUGCACUGCCGAGAAGUGCAGUUGAUUAUCCUUCCUAUGAGGGCAUUAUAGAUUCAGAGAAACACAAAGGCAGUAGUAUAUAUGCCAGCCCACCAGUACCUUAUCUAAAUCUACCACAUCCAAAAAAGAAAUGUUAUUUUGGGAAAUCUCUUACCAGUAUUUUUGAAGACAAAAAGAUGUCUGGUCUAAUAAUCGAUAUGCUGUCCAUAAUUGCCGAAAAAGGGCAAGACUCAGAUGACAUUUUCAAAAUUAUACCUGAAAAUUCACACUAUUCCUUGAGGAAUAGGAUUGACAAUGAACAAUACAUAAAUUGGAAUCAAGAAAGCGUGAUAAUUAUAGCAUCCGUUUUAACGGACUUUAUUAGAAGUAUUGAUGGAAGCUUGCUGACAUCUGAUUUAUAUGAAAAAUGGCUUAGCGUCCUAGAUGAAGAAACUGUGAUUGAAAAGCUUAUUGCCAUCCAAAGCCUUUUACUAAAGAUCCCACCAGAAAACCUUAUACUACUAAACCAUCUCAUUUCUGUAUUAGCAAUAAUAAAAGAUUCAUCCAUGAAUAAUUUAGACAGUGACAAGUUAGCUCUCCGCAUAGCUCCUUAUCUGCUAAGGGAUGAGACUACAAGGAACUCACCGUUUUUGCAGGACAUCUCAAGAAAGACGUUGCUUAUACAAGUCAUGAUUGACAACUAUCUGCUAAUAUUUGGAAAUGAUAAAACGUAUUUAAAAAAAACUGACAGAAGAGUAGAUGGACUAAAAACCUCUACACAUUCUAUAAAGUCUGCAGAGAAAUCACCUAUUAUGAAAGAAGCCAUAGGUGGACACAAUGAGAAAUCCUGGAAUGAUGAAAAAUUAAAUAUUUCACAUGCUCCUCUGAAAAAGUGUGGUUCUACAGAUUCAGAGAAACAACAAGGCAGUAGUGUAUAUGCCAGCCCACCAGGACCUUCCAUAAAUCCACCACAAACAACAAAGAAAUGCUUGUUUGGAAAAACUCUUAGGAGUAUUUUUGAAGACGAAAAGGUGUCUGGUCUAAUAUUUGAUAUGUUGUCCAUAAUUGCCGAAAAAGGGCAAGACUCAGAUGACAUUUUCAAGAUUAUACCUGAAAAUUCACACUGGUCCUUGAGGAAUAUGAUUGACAGUGAACAAUGCAUAAAUUGGAAUCAAGAAAGUGUGAUAAUUAUAGCAUCCGUUUUAAUGAACUUUAUUAGAAGCAUUGAUGGAAGCUUGCUGACAUCUGAUUUAUAUGAAAAAUGGUUUAGCGUCCUAGAUGAAGGAACUGUGAUUGAAAAAUUUAUUGCCAUCCAAAGUCUUUUAGUAAAGAUCCCACCAGAAAACCUUACACUACUAUACCAUCUCAUUUCUGUAUUAGCAAUAAUAAAAGAUUCAUCCAUGAAUAAUUUAGACAGUGACAGAUUAGCUCUCCGCAUAGCUCCUUACCUGCUAAGGGAUGAGACUACAAGGAACUCACCGUUUUUGCAGGAUAUCUCAAGAAAGAUGUCUAUUAUACAAAUUAUGAUUGACAACUAUCUGCUAAUAUUUGGAAAUUAUCCAACAUAUGGUAAACACAUUGACAAAAGGUCUGAUGGAUUAAAGACCUCUACAGAUUCCAUAAAGUUUGCCGACAAAUCACCUAUUAUUGAAGAAUUCAUAGUUGGAAUCAAUGGGAAAUCCUGUGAUAAUGAUGAAAAUUUCAAUAUUUCAUAUGCUGCUCUGAAAAAGGAAGGUCCUACAGAUUCAGAGAAACAACAAGGCAGUAGUGUAUGUGCAAGCCCACCAGGACCUCCCAUAAAUCCACCACAAACAACAAAGAAAUGCUUGUUUGGCAAAACUCUUAGGAGUAUUUUUGAAGACAAAAAGGUGUCUGGUCUAAUAUUUGAUAUGUUGUCCAUAAUUGCCAAAAAAGGGCAAGAAUCGGAUGAUUUAUUCAAAAUUGUACAUGAAAAUUCACACUUUUCCUUAAGGAACAGGAUUGACAGUGAACAAUGCAUUGACUGGAAUGUAGAAAGCGUCCUAGAUAUAGCAUCCGUUUUCAAGGACUUCAUUAAAAACAUAGAUGGAAGCUUGCUGACAUCUGAUUUAUAUGAAAAUUGGCUUAGCGUCAUGGAUGAAGGGACUGUGGCUGGAAGAAUUACUGCCAUCCAAAGACUUUUACUAAGGAUCCCACAAGAAAAUUUUAGUGUACUAAACCAUCUCAUUUCUGUAUUAGUAAUAAUCAAAGACUCAUCCAUGAAUAAUUUAAACAGUAAGAGAUUAUCUAUCCGCAUAGCUCCUUAUGCGCUUUGGGAUCGGACUAGAAGGGGAUCAUUGUUUGGGAGUGAUAUGUCAAUAAAGAUAUCUCUUAUGCAAAUCAUGAUUGACAACUAUAUUCCAAUAUUUGAAAAUGAUAAUAAAUAUUGCUCUGAUGGACUAAAGACAUCUGCUGAUUUCAUAAAUUCUUCAGGAAAAUCACCUAUUAUGAAAGAAGUCAUAGGUGACCACAAUGGGAAAACCUGUGAUGAUGAAGAAUUUGAUAUUUCAUAUACUAUCCUGUAGGAGGAAAGUCCUAUAGCAGGACAGAACAAAACAACCACCACAUAUAAGUGGUAGAGUAUGACUGAAGACGUUCUAAGGUCAUUCUAUUCUUAUGUUCCUGUCUACCUCCCACUAAAUCAUAGCAGAAGAUAUUAUUACAAGAUCCUACUUCUGCUUUAUAUUUCACCAUAUUAGUUACAAAUAGUUUCCCUAAUUAUUCUUAUUUUAUGCUGUAGUUUAUAUAUUUGCUAUUAUAAUAAAUUUUAUUAAAUUGUGUUAUUGCUUACA